Messenger RNA from Lepus europaeus (European hare), 2109 nucleotides. Its product is annotated as NUT family member 2G-like. The transcript has 6 exons. The record is from RefSeq and is a predicted model, not a curated record. Lineage: Eukaryota; Metazoa; Chordata; Mammalia; Lagomorpha; Leporidae. Bases 1 to 2109 code for a protein of 702 amino acids.
AUGAUCCCGCACCCAGGCACCUCCACGAGUCUCUUCACUCUGCUGCCCUUUCCCCAACCUACUCAUGGCCCCGCACCCCAGCCACCCUGGGGGCAGCCCCCUCCACCCCUCCUGAAUGCAGCAUUCCCUCCAGGCAGCCGCCUCAUACUACCUGCUGCUAUCCCCAGGAUGCCCACGGUGGCAGGAGAUGGUGGCUGCGGCCCAAAUGGGGCUGGGAACGUUCACAUCAUAUUCCAGUUCAGGACAGGAGGGCAGCCGGUGCAGCCCCCCUACUCUCAGACCUUGGUCUACAACCAAACCUGUAUCAGCCUGAAUGCCCCAGGAGGCCUCUGUGGGCCAGGGCAGAACCCUGCUUCCAUAGCGGUGCCUGUGUCUUCCCUGCAGGCAACAGUGCCUGCACCUACCAUGGUGGGAACCCAGGCCAGUCAGGGGCGCUGGCCUCCGGGCCGCCCUCCUUCAGCUCCACCACCAGCUGCCCAGCUGGCCCCGAUGGUCUUCCCAGUGAACAACGGGCCACCAUCACAAGGGGCUGACAGGGAGCACAUCCUGCCUACUCCCAAGGCCCAAGCCUCACCAGACGACCCCUGCAACUCCACCAGCGUCUACGAGAACUUCCGACGCUGGCAGCACUUCAAGGCCCUGGCCCGGAGGCUCCUUCCCCAGAGCCCUGACACAGAAGCUCUGUCCUGCUUCCUCAUCCCUGUGCUGCGGACCCUGGCCCAGAGGAGGCCCACCAUGCCGCUGGAGGAGGGCCUGCAGUUUGCCUUGCAUGAAUGGCAGCACAAGAGCAACUUCGACCGCAUGAUCUUCUACGAGAUGGCAGAAAAGUUCAUGGAGUUUGAGGAAGAGGAGGAGAUGCAGAUUCAGAAGCUGGGGUGGAUGAAGGGGAAAUCAUGCCAGCCCCCACCGGUCUCACCACCGCUGCUUCCUCAAGGGCCCCCAGCCCCUGUGGCUGUCCAGCAGCCAGGGUGUGCCCCCAGGAUGGCCAACUCCAAGGCCCUGCCUGCCUGUCCAGUGCCACCCAGACACCAGGGGCCUCAGGACAAGACACCCAAGGAGAUCCCACCAGAAGCCGUGAAGGAGUACAUGGAAAUCAUGGACACGUUGCUGGGGCCAACACCCUUGUCCUGGGAGCCUCCCGAUGGCCACCCAGAAGAGGACAGAGAUGAAGGUUUCCUGGAGAGUGAGGGGUCAUACCCGGACCCGGAAAUGCUGUCCUACAUUGACCAUCUAUGCUCCCAAGUGGAUUUUGUCACCAAGGCGGAGGCCAUCGUUCACCCCAGAUUCCUGGAAGAGCUGCUUUCCCCAGAUCCACAGCUGGACCUCACGGCCCUGUCCAAGGAGCUGGAGAAGGAGGAAGGGCUGACUGCUGGCCAGGUGACGGCGAAGCACUUCUCCUUGAAAGAGGAUGGGGCCAUGGGGGCCACCCCCAGUCGUGGUGUGCCCCUACUGAACCCCAGCAAUUCUGAAUCUGGACCCCAACAAAGUGCAGAGAGUGACCACCAGGGCCCCCGCCUUGGGGCCAGAGCUGAGUGCUUCUCCGGGUCGAUGUCUUCCCAAGACCUGCAGAGACAUGCUGUCCCAGACACCCCCCUGUGCAGGCCUGGGGUUAAUGCUGUGUUUAGUGGACAUCGGGAGUGUCCCUCACUGGGGGCCACCGAAGAUGCCAGGAGUUUCAGAGGAGAACCCUCUGUUGGGGGCCCGCACACACCAUUGGACAUCUCCAGUGAGAAUGAGGAGGAACUUCCCAGUCUCUCCUUCCUCCUGGCCUCCCAGCACCACCUGCUGCCCUUGGGCUUUGGGCAGAGCGAGGCCUCUGCCACAGACCUCCCCUGCCUUGGAGCUGGGAAUUCUUGCAGUGCACCAAAACCACUGUCUACCCACGGAAGGGAUCCUAGGGGUCCCCUCCCACAUGCUGCAAAGUCCAGGAAGCAAGCUCUCCAGGGAGGCCUGGACCCUGCAAAAAAGAAGCCCUGCCCAGUGCCUUACCUCAGGGCUUCUGGAGGGCAGGCCCAGGCUCUGGGCUCUGUGGGAAACUCCCAGGCUCAGAAGAGGAAAUGUGACCACUUGGUCACCAGGAGGAGGAAGAAGCAUCAUUCAGCCCACUAG